CUCCGUUCCAUAUCAUUAGUUCUGGUGAAUUGUCAACUUGACAAUUUGUCAUUUUUUUGCUUGUUCUUUGGAAAAAGGCAGAAUGGGGUACUUGUUUUAAAAAAAGGAUUGUAACUUUAUAAAGAAGCUGAAACAUGAUUUAAUAUUUGUUUGUACUCGCAUUAUUACUGUUCACCAUAUCACUCCAAUUUUCUUUUUAAAUGCCUAGAAACCCAAGCCUAACCUAAAAAUGUUAAGGGAAAAAGGACAACUUAAAUUUGAGGACAAAUGGCCUCAAAUGGAGCCUAUUGUCCUAAAGCUUCUAAAACAGGAACCAGUUUCACCAUCAGAAUGGCAAGAGCUUUUCUAUGAUGUUCAUCUAGUUUGCCUUUGGGACGAGAAGGGCCCCGCGAAAUUGAGAGAUCACCUACAUAAAGAUAUAGUACAGUUUAUAAAACAGGCACAGGCUAGGGUACUAAUGCAUAGGCAAGAGGAAGCCCUACUCAAGGCAUACAUUACUGAAUGGAGAAAAUUUUUCACACAAUGUAAUUAUCUGCCUACACCAUUUAGACAAUUGGAGAGUAGUUUGCAGGGGAAGUCAACCACUGUUAGUUCUACAGUUCAGAAUAAUAGUGGAAAAAAGGGACCAACUGAAGAAAGUAUAGUGAGGAAGCUCAUGUUAGACUCUUGGAAUGAAAGUAUUUUUAGUGAUAUCAAACAUCGAUUACAAGAUAGUGCUAUGAAGUUGGUGAUGGCAGAAAGAAAUGGGGAGGCAUUUGACUCACAGUUAGUCAUAGGUGUUAGGGAAUCAUAUGUAAAUUUGUGUUCAAACACUGAAGAUCGUUUGCAGAUAUACAGGGAAAACUUUGAGGCUGCAUAUAUUCAAAGCACUGAUUUAUUUUAUAGACUUAAAGCCCCAGAACAAUUAGCUUCAAAUGGAGUUCAAGCCUAUAUGAGGUAUGCUGACGCCAAACUGAGAGAAGAAGAAGCUAGAGCAAAGAGGUAUUUAGAAGCAGGCAGCAAUUCUGUGAUACAGUGCUGUGUGAAAGUGCUUGUCGGCAAUGCAUUGCCCGUCCUUUUGGCAGAAUGUGCCCCCCUGAUAAAAGCAGGUGAAACCGAGAGGCUUCAGCUGAUGUUUAGAUUGCUGGAAAGAGUGCCUGAAGGUGUGCAACCUAUGCUGAGGGAGUUGGAGAAUCACAUUACUCAAGCAGGGUUGGCCGAUAUGGUAGCGGCAGCAGAUGUGGUAACACAAGACUCAGAAAAGUAUGUGGAGAGGUUAUUAGAGCUAUUUAGGAAAUUUAGUAAGUUGGUUCUAGAAGCGUUCUCUGACGACCCACGAUUUCUUACAGCCCGAGACAAGGCCUUCGAAGCUGUCGUCAAUGACACCACUGUUUUUAAAUUGGAAUUGGGAACUGGGAAGAGUAUAGGUGGCAAAGCUGUAGCUCCUGAAAGCAAAUGCCCCGAACUACUUGCUAAUUACUGUGAUAUGCUGUUAAGGCGAACUCCGCUCUCAAAGAGAUUAACUAGUGAAGAAAUCGAAUCUAGGUUAAGAGAUGUGUUGUUAGUACUGAAAUAUGUAUCAAAUAAAGAUGUUUUCAUGAGGUACCAUAAAGCGCAUUUAACUCGACGACUAAUAUUAGAUGCUAGCGCCGACAGCGAGAAAGAAGAAGACAUGGUGGAGUGGCUGCGCGAGGUGGGUAUGCCCGCAGACUACGUCAACAAACUAGCCCGGAUGUUUCAAGACAUCAAAGUGAGCGAGGACCUAAACGCGCAGUUCCGGCGUGCCUCGGCAUCGACAGGGCCUGGAACCAGUGCCGCGAGCGGGCCUUCCCUUCCCGGACGCCACGAUGCCAUCAACAUCAAGAUUCUGAAUGCGGGGGCGUGGGCCCGAGGCUCCGAACGGGUCACCGUCAGUCUGCCCGUCGAGCUAGAAGAUUACAUACCUGAGGUAGAGGAGUUCUACAAGAAGAAGCAUUCGGGCAGAAAGUUGCAGUGGUAUCAUCACAUGAGCAAUGGUACAAUAACGUUCUCGACGAAUGGAGGAAAGUUUGAUUUAGAUGUUACCACAUUUCAAAUGGCUGUGCUAUUUGCUUGGAACCAAAGGCCCCAUGAUAAAAUUACCUAUGAAAAUCUCAGGUUAGCCACCGAGUUACCGGACGGCGAGUUACGUAGAACGCUAUGGUCGUUAGUGGCGUUCCCAAAACUAAAACGUCAGUUGUUGUUAUUUUCACCGACUGUUAGUGCACCAAAAGAUUUCACAGAACAUACAGUGUUUUGGGUGCAUCAAGACUUCGCCCUUGUUAAAAACGGCAAACCUCAGAAGAGAGGCAAGGUGAACCUGAUCGGGAGGUUGCAGUUGAGUACAGAACGUUCUCAGAUCGAAGAUAACCAGUCUAUAGUACAAUUACGAAUUCUCAGGACUCAGGAAGCUAUAAUAAAGAUACUAAAGAUGAGGAAAAAGAUUACUAACGUUGCACUGCAAGCGGAGCUGGUGGAUAUUUUGAAAAAUAUGUUUUUACCUUCAAAGAAAAUGAUCAAGGAACAGUUGGAGUGGUUGAUCGAACAAAAAUACAUGAAGAGAGAUGAUGAUGAUAUUAAUACAUUUAUUUAUAUGGCAUAAUUUGUUGAAAAUAUGAAUUACAGUAAAUUGUUAUAAAA
Molecule: messenger RNA, 2637 nt
Organism: Acanthoscelides obtectus
Lineage: Eukaryota; Metazoa; Arthropoda; Insecta; Coleoptera; Chrysomelidae
Source: the annotation of a GenBank genome assembly